GUGGGCCCCUGGAGCCGUCAUGGUGGGAAGACGGCUGGUCUUCCUGCUGGCCGUGACACCACUGGCGCGGGCAGCCUCCGCGAAGGCCGCGGAUGAACCAUCCACAGCCGAGGCCAGCAUUAGUGCCGGCGAACCAGAAAUAAAUCCGAAGGAAAUUACGAAGGCUGUGCAGCUUUUAGAUCGGGUCUUCAAGCGAGAGCAUGGCAAGAUUGGCCAAUGUGGCGUCGUGUCGGAACUGAAUGACCAUGUGACCUGGGAAAACACGACCAGUUUGCUGCCGCAAGCGCAUCAAUGUCACCAGCGAUUGUCCACGAACUGCACGUUGAGCUUUCGACAAAUGCAGUGUCCAGAAGAAUGUCCAUUUUUGGCUCCUGACCUGCAUUUCCCCUGCAUGUUCAGCUGCCGUUCACCUCAGCGGUGCUCUGGGAGCAACGUUGACACACCUUUUCCAGACAAAGAGUACAACCUUUGCUCCUCCUGUUCCGUCGUAGGCUGCAAGUAUUGCAUCCGAUCCGACUUCUGCGCUAAGUGCCACGAUGGCUUCAGUGAAAAGGAUGGGUCAUGCAUUUUCACGCUGACAUCGGGAGGAUGGGCGGCAAUUGUGAUGUAUGUGCUCAUUGGUCUGAUCGUGCUGUUGGUCAUCACGGCCAUUGUCUACUGUUUGGCUGGGUCAAA
Messenger RNA from Symbiodinium pilosum, 675 nucleotides. The record is from the annotation of a GenBank genome assembly. NCBI's taxonomy places the organism in Eukaryota, Dinophyceae, Suessiales, Symbiodiniaceae.